GAGGAUAAGAAAUGCAAACACUAAACCAACAUUGUAUUGUUUCUCUGCUCCAUUAUCUCCCUUCACUCUAGACUGCUGCUCUCUCCUAAAACCGUAACCAAAAAUGGCGAUUACCGCCCUCAACUGCUGCUGGCUAAACGGCAUGACUUCCACAGAUGUUGCGCGCUCUUCUCUCUCCUCCCAUAAUUUUUUCCCUACUCCUCAUCCUACAUCUCGUGCACUCAUUUCUAUGGCCGCCAAUUGCAAAAAUGGAGAUAGUGCUGCUCCAAGAAGAAACGCCUCUAAUUCUGGGAAUUCUGCUAGAGAGGCAGAUAUCUCUCAAAAAAAGUUUUUUGGAAAGCCAAAAGAUGAAAGGCAUUCCUCUUUCAGACAUUAUGAUGGCAGAAAAGAGGACAUGGGACGGUCGCAAUCAUCAGGCUUUCAAUCACUUGUCAUGCAAAGGAAAGAUAAGAAAGGGUUUGCAUAUGAAUCGAAGGAGCAGCAGGCUGAGGCAGCAAAUCUUCAGGAUACUACCUUUUUGAAUGCUGUUGUGAAGGUAUACUGCACUCAUACUGCACCUGAUUAUUCCUUGCCAUGGCAAAAGCAAAGGCAGUAUACUAGUACUGGAAGUGCUUUUAUGAUAGGGGAUGGAAAGCUUUUGACAAAUGCGCAUUGUGUUGAACAUUAUACACAGGUGAAAUUGAAGAGGAGGGGAGAUGAUACAAAAUAUGUUGCGAAGGUUCUAGCCAGAGGCAUUGACUGUGACAUAGCUUUGCUUUCUGUUGAGAAUGAGGAGUUCUGGAAAGGAGCUGAGCCACUGCGCCUUGGUCGCCUACCUCAUCUACAGGAUUCAGUCACUGUUGUAGGUUAUCCCCUUGGAGGAGAUACAAUUUCUGUGACGAAAGGGGUGGUCUCAAGAAUAGAGGUUACAUCUUAUGCUCAUGGAUCAUCUGAUUUGCUAGGCAUUCAAAUUGAUGCUGCCAUAAAUCCUGGUAAUAGUGGAGGUCCUGCAUUCAAUGACCAGGGGGAGUGCAUUGGUGUGGCCUUUCAGGUACUCAGAUCAGAAGAUACGGAGAACAUAGGAUACGUGAUUCCGACUACUGUGGUAUCUCAUUUCUUGACAGACUAUGAGAGGAACGGAAAGUACACAGGUUUCCCUUGCCUUGGUGUAUUGCUGCAGAAGUUGGAGAAUCCAGCUCUACGCUCCUGCUUAAAAGUGGCAUCUAAUGAGGGAGUCCUCGUGCGCCGAGUUGAACCCACUUCUGAUGCUCAUAAUGCCUUAAAGGAGGGAGACGUGAUUGUGCGAUUUGAUGGAGUCCAUGUUGGCUGUGAAGGAACCGUGCCUUUCCGAUCUACUGAGCGAAUUGCAUUCCGCUAUCUCAUUAGUCAGAAAUUUUCAGGUGAUGUUGUAGAGCUUGGUAUCAUCCGAAAUGGGGCUCAUUUGAAGGUUCAGACAGUUUUGAAUCCUCGUGUUCAUUUGGUACCAUAUAACAUUGAAGGAGGUCAACCCUCAUAUUUGAUAGUCGCUGGACUGGUGUUCACCCCACUGUCUGAACCCCUUAUAGAAGAGGAAUGUGAAGAAGUUAUGGGGCUGAAACUAUUGACGAAGGCAAGAUAUUCUUUGGCACGAUUCAGAGGAGAACAAAUUGUGAUCCUAUCACAGGUCUUGGCAAAUGAAGUGAAUAUUGGAUAUGAAGAUAUGAGCAAUCAACAGGUUCUGAAGUUAAAUGGCACACACAUCAGAAACAUUCAUCAUCUAGCUCAUCUUAUCGAUUCUUGCAACGACAAGUAUCUUGUUUUCGAGUUUGAAGAUAAUUAUCUUGUUGUAUUGGAGCGGGAAAUAGCUGCAGCUGCUUCAUCUUGCAUCCUGAAAGAUUAUGGGAUUCCUUCUGAAAGAUCUUCUGAUCUAAUGGAGCCGUAUUUGGAUACCUUCAGGGAUAUUAAUGCUGUAGAAAAGGACAUCGGGGAUAGCCCUGUUACGAACUUGGAAAUUGGUUUUGAUGGGCUUCUUUGGGCGUGAUCAUAGGUUUAUCUUAAGAUUCAGGUUUCAUCUAAAAGUUCCACUUCCAUAUGCUCUGAUUUGGCCACAUGUUUGACAUUAGUGUGGCCACUGCAGAACCUUGACCAUAGCCUCAGCUGCGCCGUAUUUAUCAGCUGAAAUAGGGGUUACCCGCAUAUUAUUCUUAAGCUAUUCAUUUUUCAGAGCUCUCUCCCUGUUUUUCGAGAGCACAAGGGCAUGAAGGCAAAGCGAGAUGUUUUUAGAGCAUCGUUGUACAUUUUUGUUGUAAUAUUUUGUCAUAACCACCACCAAUAUAGAAUGUCAUUCUUUUUCUUCAUAAGUGUAACUUGUAACUUUUUUUUGUGUUUUUUUAGGGGAAGUGUAACUUGUAACUUCUAAGUGCGUAACUUGAUGUUAGCUUUUGAGACUUAUUUAUUUAUUGAUUUAUUUUA
Messenger RNA from Beta vulgaris subsp. vulgaris (sugar beet), 2430 nucleotides. RefSeq names its product protease Do-like 2, chloroplastic. Gene Ontology annotation, molecular function: protein binding; serine-type endopeptidase activity. Bases 104 to 1999 code for a protein of 631 amino acids. The record is from RefSeq and is a predicted model, not a curated record. The transcript is spliced from 21 exons. NCBI's taxonomy places the organism in Eukaryota, Viridiplantae, Streptophyta, Magnoliopsida, Caryophyllales, Amaranthaceae. Gene Ontology annotation, biological process: proteolysis.